AUGAUGAGCUUCGGUGGCGCAGAUGCGCUGCUGAGCGCCCCAUUCGCUACGCUGCCGGGCGCUGGCUGGUUCUACGCCCCGGGUCGCAAGGGUGGCGCGCGCUCGGCGGCCGGCUCGUCCAGCGGCUUCCACUCGUGGACCAGGACAACAGCCAGCUCCGCGUCGGUUUCUCCGAGCCGCUUCCGCGCUGCCGCCGCCGCUUCAAGCACGGAUUCUCUGGAUACUCUGAGCAACGGGCCAGAGGGCUGCGUUGUGGCAGCAGUGGCGGCGCGCAGCGAGAAGGAGCAGCUGCAGGUGCUAAAUGACCGCUUCGCCGGCUACAUCGACAAGGUGAGGCAGCUCGAGGCUCACAACCGCAAUCUGGAGGGCGAGGCGGCGGCGCUGCGGCAGCAGCAGGCGGGCCGCGCAGCCAUGGGCGAGCUUUACGAGCGUGAGGUGCGCGAGAUGCGCGGCGCCGUGCUGCGCCUGGGCGCUGCACGCGGCCAGCUGCGGCUGGAGCAGGAACACCUGCUGGAGGACAUCGCGCACGUGCGCCAGCGGCUGGACGACGAGGCCCGGCAGCGCGAGGAGGCCGAGGCGGCGGCGCGCGCACUAGCUCGCUUCGCUCAGGAGGCUGAGGCGGCGCGGGUCGAAUUGCAGAAGAAGGCGCAGGCACUGCAAGAAGAAUGUGGCUACCUGCGGCGUCACCAUCAAGAGGAGGUGGGCGAGCUGCUUGGCCAGAUCCAGGGCUGUGGCGCCGCGCAGGUGCAGGCGCAGGCCGAGGCGCGCGACGCUCUCAAGUGCGAUGUGACAUCCGCGCUUCGCGAAAUUCGGGCGCAACUGGAGGGCCACGCAGUGCACAGCACGCUGCAGUCGGAGGAGUGGUUCAGAGUGAGGCUGGACCGACUGUCAGAGGCAGCCAAGGUGAACACAGAUGCCAUGCGCUCAGCACAGGAGGAAAUCAUUGAGUACCGGCGUCAGCUGCAGUCCAGGACCACAGAGCUGGAGGCCCUCAAAGGUACCAAGGACUCAUUGGAGAGGCAGCGCUCUGAACUGGAAGACCGGCAUCAGGCUGACAUUGCUUCCUACCAGGAUGCCAUUCAGCAGCUGGACUCUGAUUUGAGGAACACCAAGUGGGAGAUGGCAGCCCAGCUCCGAGAGUACCAGGACCUGCUCAAUGUCAAGAUGGCUCUGGAUAUUGAGAUUGCUGCUUACAGGAAACUCCUAGAAGGAGAAGAGUGUCGGAUUGGCUUUGGCCCCAGUCCUUUCGCCCUUCCUGAAGGACUCCCCAGAGUUCCCUCCAUAUCUGCCCACAUAAAGGUCAAAAGUGAAGAGAAAAUCAAGGUGGUAGAGAAGUCAGAGAAGGAAACUGUGAUUCUAGAGGAACAGACAGAGGAGAUCCAAGUGACUGAGGAAGUGGCUGAAGAAGAAGAAAAGGGGGGCAAAGAGGAGGAAGGAAAGGAAGAAGAAGAGGAGGAAGCAGUAGGGGAAGAAGAAGAAGAAGCAAAAUCUCCUCCAGCAGAAGAAUCUGUAUCCCCAGAGAAGGUCAAGUCCCCUGCAAAAGAAGAAACAAAAUCACCGGCUGAGGACAAAUCCCCACAAAAGGAAGAAGCCAGGUCACCAGCUGAGCUGAAGUCCCCAGAAAAUGGCAAGUCCCCUGUGAAGGAAGAAGCAGCAUCUCCAGCUGAGGUCAAGUCCCCUGAGAAGGUCAAGUCCCCUGUGAAGGAAGAGAUCAAGUCUCCAGCUGAGAUCAUGUCCCCUGAGAAGGUCAAGUCCCCUGUGAAGGAGGAGGUCAAAUCUCCAGCUGAGGUCAAGUCCCCUGAGAAGAUCAAGUCCCCUGUGAAGGAAGAGAUCAAGUCUCCAGCUGAGAUCAUGUCCCCUGAGAAGGAAGAGAUCAAGUCUCCAGCUGAGAUCAUGUCCCCUGAGAAGGUCAAGUCCCCUGUGAAGGAGGAGGCCAAAUCUCCAACUGGGGUCAAGUCCCCUAAGAAGGUCAAGUCCCCUGUGAAGGAAGAGGCUAAGUCUCCAGCUGAGAUCAUGUCUCCUGAGAAGGUCAAGUUCCCAGUGAAGGAAGAGGUCAAGUCUCCAGUUGAGAGAGCUAAGACACCAGUGAAGGAGGAAGCCAAGUCUCCAGUGGAAGUAAAGUCCCCAGAGAAGGCCAAGUCCCCUGUGAAGCAAGAAGCAAAGUCCUCUGAUAAAGCCAAGACUCUUGAUGUGAAAUCUCCAGAAGCCAAGACACCAGUGAAGGAGGAAGUAAGGUCCCCUGAAGACAUCAAAUCCUCUGAAAAGGCCAAAACUCCUGUUAAGGAGGAGGUUAAGUCCCCAGGGAAGGUCAAAUCUCCCAUGAAGGAGGAUGUCAAGGAUCCUGAAAAGGAGGUCACAAAGAAGGAAGAGGUGAAGUUCCCCAUGAAAGAAGAGGAGAAAUCCCAGGAGGUUAAAGUCAAAGAGCCCCCAAAGAAGGUAGAGGAAGAGAAAGCUCCAGUCACACCAAAAACUGAGGAGAAGGACAGCAAGAAAGAUGAGGUACCCAAGAAGGAGACUCUGAAGUCUAAGGUUGAGGAGAAGAAGGAACCUGCUGUAGAGAAACCCAAAGAAUCCAAAGUUGAAGCCAAGAAGGAAGAUACUGAAGAUAAGAAAGAAACAGUGACCCCAGAGAAGGAAGCUUCUGCCAAGGUGGACGUGAAGGAAGAGGCUAAACCCAAAGAGAAGACUGAUGUGGCCAAGAAGGAGCCAGAUGAUGCCAAGGCCAAAGAACCCAGCAAAUUAGCAGAAAAGGAACUAGAAAAGCCUAAAAAGGAAGAGGCACCAGCAGCACCAGGAAAAAAAGAGACCAAGGAGGAGAAAGCCACAGAGGCCAAGAAGCCUGAGGAGAAACCCAAAGUGGAGGCAAAAGCCAAGGAGGAGGAAAAGACUGUCAUAAAAGAGCCCAGCAAACCCAAAACUGAAAAGGCUGAGAAAUCUUCUAGCACAGACCAAAAAGACAGCAGGCCUCCAGAGAAAGUCCCAGAGGACAAGGCCACCAAGGGGGAGAAAUAA
Chrysochloris asiatica (Cape golden mole) is the source of this 3012-nucleotide messenger RNA. It is a transcript of the gene NEFH, whose product is annotated as neurofilament, heavy polypeptide. Gene Ontology annotation, cellular component: axon; neurofilament. Bases 1 to 3012 code for a protein of 1003 amino acids. The transcript is spliced from 5 exons. Gene Ontology annotation, biological process: axon development. Lineage: Eukaryota; Metazoa; Chordata; Mammalia; Afrosoricida; Chrysochloridae. The record is from RefSeq and is a predicted model, not a curated record. Gene Ontology annotation, molecular function: structural constituent of postsynaptic intermediate filament cytoskeleton.